Molecule: messenger RNA, 644 nt
Organism: Arachis stenosperma
Lineage: Eukaryota; Viridiplantae; Streptophyta; Magnoliopsida; Fabales; Fabaceae
Product: histone H3.2
Exons: 1
Coding region: 103-513 (136 amino acids)
Cellular component (GO): nucleosome
Molecular function (GO): DNA binding; structural constituent of chromatin; protein heterodimerization activity
Source: RefSeq, a predicted model, not a curated record
CCUAUAUAACAAUCCCCAAAUAUUUUUCUCACUCACCAUCUCAAUUCUCCUUCAAUUUCAGAAUUUUCCCUUCAAAUUUCUCACUCUUUCACUUUCAUUCACAUGGCUCGUACCAAGCAAACUGCUCGCAAGUCCACCGGCGGUAAGGCGCCGAGGAAACAGCUGGCAACAAAAGCCGCCAGAAAAUCAGCUCCGGCGACCGGAGGAGUUAAGAAACCGCACAGGUUCCGGCCAGGAACCGUUGCUCUGAGAGAGAUCAGGAAGUACCAGAAGAGCACUGAGCUUCUGAUCCGCAAGCUUCCGUUCCAGCGCCUCGUCCGUGAGAUCGCGCAGGAUUUCAAGACCGAUCUCCGGUUUCAGAGCAGCGCCGUCUCCGCUCUCCAAGAAGCCGCGGAGGCUUACCUCGUCGGUCUCUUUGAGGACACUAACCUCUGCGCCAUUCAUGCUAAGAGAGUAACUAUUAUGCCUAAGGAUAUUCAACUUGCUCGCAGAAUCAGAGGCGAGAGAGCUUGAGACUCAGAUUCAGAUUCUAUUGCUGAUAGAUCUUAGAGUUCAAUUAUAUGUUAUAUUGUAAUGAUAGUUCAGCUUUGGUUUAAUACUUAAUGUUGAAUUGAUGAAUCUAAUCUAAUGAGUGGUUAUAUGCA